This is a messenger RNA of Racocetra persica, 723 nucleotides long. Lineage: Eukaryota; Fungi; Glomeromycota; Glomeromycetes; Diversisporales; Gigasporaceae. The record is from the annotation of a GenBank genome assembly.
AUGAAUCAUGAAGUACAAACAUUACUGAAAAAACGCGAUGAAUUAAAACGCGUACUUGAGGUAGAAGAGAAUUCAAUAAUGUUACGCGAUGUCAUUUCUAAAGAAAAUUUUGAGAUACCAUCGAUAAUUAAUUUUGAAAUUCAAGAAAAAAUUGUUCAAGAGAUGUUUCGGGCCAGUAAACGACGCGAAUACGAGGAAUUCUUGAGGGCCUACCGUCUCACUGGUAAAACGAUUUUCUCGUUAAAAGAAAACCGUGUUGGAUUGAGAUUUGAAACCUUUUAUGGAGGCAAAUAUCGGGAGCCUUAUUAUGUUAUUCUUAGUCAGGACAAGGAAAAUGGACAAUUAAGUGUUUUUAAACAUACGAUACCACAUUUCAUUCCUUUGAAUGAAUUGGAGUCCGAUUAUCUCAAUGAAGAUAUAGAUAAAUUUGUAAAUUCACUUCAUGAUUAUUUACAAGCAUUUGUUACCAGACGUGAAGAAGCUAAAAUAAUGCAACAAGAUGUGGGUGUUUCCAAUUUGAAAUCUAAUAAUGCAUACAAUUCAAUUGAAUUUUCGGUUAGGCUAAAAGAAAGUGUUAUAGAAUUUAGCUUGACUUAUAAGGACUUAAAAUUAACAACGCCAACCGAUGUAGUAAUGUACCAAGUUACCGAAGAUGCUGAGAAAUCCGUGUCGCGACGUCAACGAUUAAGACGACGCGAAAAAGAAUUUAUGCAACAAAAUUUG